Molecule: messenger RNA, 2186 nt
Organism: Trichomonas vaginalis G3
Lineage: Eukaryota; Parabasalia; Trichomonadida; Trichomonadidae
Product: guanylate cyclase protein
Exons: 1
Source: RefSeq, a predicted model, not a curated record
AUGAAUCAAGAGAAUGUUCAGCACCUAAAUCCCACGAUCACGCCUUCAAUGGAGACUACUGCACAAGCAUUAUCAAUUUCUCACAAGAAAACCUUUAAGGACGAUUUAUUUCCCCUUUGUGCUGAGCUUUUUCAUAAAGUUCAUUGUCCAAUAUUUGUGGUAUAUCCAUUCUUAAUGGUUUUCUUUCUACAAGUUUUAUUCGUCUCAUUAUGGCCUUGGUCUCCAUAUUGGAAUCAAGCUCAUAAUACGAAUGUUAUGAACUGGCUUCGAACAAUUAUCUUUUACCUACCUGUUCCUCAUGAUCCUAUUCUACAUUUCUACUCAUCUUUAGUAUAUUUCUUAUUGAAUUUAACAGCCAUUGUUCUUAUUAAAAUUCAACAAAGUUAUUUCAAAUAUCAGCGCAAAUUUAUCAGUUUCUUAAACUAUCCAAUCAGAUACUAUUUUGAAACUUUUAUGGUUGCAAUGAUUAUGCCAAACGUUGUUAAUUUAGGAGAAAUAUUUACACUAAUAGCUCAUGGACAGCAUCCAGCAACAUUAAUAAUAGCUUUCAUAUUUACUCUUUUCAAUGAAGUAUUCAUUUGUUAUUCAUUUAUCCUUUUCCAAUAUUUAGGCAGUUUUUCAACUUUCGUCAAUAUUUCACCGCUCUUAAAUUUUGAUUCAGAAUUUAUCAUCAAAGUCACAUAUUCAAUUCGUAUUUCACUGUUUUCAUACUUUAUUGUAAAUUUAUUUGAAAAUUGGUCAUAUUUAGUUAUAAUUGUAUUACAUUUCGGCUUAUUUUUACAUACAUUGAUAUUUUUAAUCAAAGAAGUUACGUUUGAAAAUCCAUUUGUUAAUGGAUCUGGAUUUGGAUUAUUCUUUGCUUGCUUAAUUUGCGAUAUUGUUAUGUUUGUAUGCCAUUUCAAACCAGAGAUUCCUAUUUUGAUACCUCUUCUCCAUAGUGUUUUUAUAUUUGGAUCAUGCGUUGUUGUAGGCACUAUUUUCUUCAUUCUCAGAAUGAAUUUCAUCAAAAAGAAAUUAUCAGUCAUCAAAGAAAAUCAACAAGAGUAUAACACUUAUUUCGAUGAACUUGGUUUAAGAUAUAAUGAAUCUAAAGUUUUGACAUAUCUUAGAGUAUCAUUCAUAAAAUGCUGUCCAUGCUUCUACAACCUUUCUCUCAUCAACUACAUAUCGGAAUUUUAUGAAUCAGAGAAAGCAAUUGCAAUGUGCCUUUUCUUUGUCAAUUUUUUCCCAAAAGAGUUUAGAAUUCAGAGUAAACUAGAAAAGCAGAUCAUGAGAAUGAGGGAAAUAAGCUUAAUGUCCCGAUUUAUUCUAUACCAAGUUGAAAAUUUAAAAACUCUUCGACAGUUUUCGGACAAUUCACAGGCAAGAAUCAAACUACUAGAGCUAAAUAAUAUUUCCAGACAGUGCGAAAUGAUGAACAUUAAUGGUUUGGAUGAUUCAAAAUUAGAUAAAGGAUAUUUUGAAGGUUUAAGUUCAAAAUGCGCAAGAACAAGAGCGGUUUGGAGGGAAGCAUUGACAUCAAACCCAAACAAUCCUAAAUUCUGCGAGGAAUUUUGCAGAUAUUUAAUUGAAGCAGAAUGUGACUUCCCAGAAGCUUUGAAGAUCAAAAACAGACAGCUAAAUAUCGAACUAGGAAAGAGUUAUUCCGUUGAUCACGGUUUUAGAUCAAUGGUUGCUGCAUUUCCAAAAUAUUUAACGGAAGGAAUUGUAGAUUUUAACGGAAAGAUAGUCAAAAACGAUGUAACAGUUAGUAACCAGUCAGAUCAUUCCAAUCCGAAUGAUAGUUCUAAGCCACAAAAAUCAGAUAAGAAAUCUACAAGUUCAAGUAACGAAUACAAUGACUCUGAAGGUACAUUAGAUACAGAACUUGAAGAAUAUCUUGGAAAGAACUAUUUGAAGCUCGCAAGAACAAGAUUGGCUUUGCAUCGACUUCUUGAGCAUAAAUUACCAAAAAGUGUCAGAUUUAUUAGAUUGUUGUUUAUUAUUCUUGUUGCUUAUAUUGUCGUCAUCUUUACUUUAACUUUUGUUUAUUCUUUGAUCAAAUCUAACCAUCAAAUUUAUAAUAUGCAACAGUUAGAUUACAUUUCCAAAUCAAGAUUCUAUUCCGCAUUAUCCAGUAUCUCUCUCAUGGCUCAUUACUUCAAAGUUCAUGGUGCUUUCACGAAAUAUUUAGAUGCAUUACAAGU